Molecule: messenger RNA, 1855 nt
Organism: Echinops telfairi (small Madagascar hedgehog)
Lineage: Eukaryota; Metazoa; Chordata; Mammalia; Afrosoricida; Tenrecidae
Gene: MCFD2
Product: multiple coagulation factor deficiency 2, ER cargo receptor complex subunit
Exons: 4
Coding region: 93-530 (145 amino acids)
Molecular function (GO): calcium ion binding
Source: RefSeq, a predicted model, not a curated record
AAAGCGUCUGGGACGGGGCCCGGCGAGGCUCAUGCUAGACGGCUUCGCGUCUCGGCGGAAAACCUUUGGGGACCGCGACCGUGCUGGAGACCAUGGGAUACCUGCAGCUGCUCAGAACCUUGCUCCUGUGCGGCCUGCUGGCGGGCUGGUGCCCACCGGGCGCCAGGGCCCAGGAGCCUGGAGCCAGCUCCUCACACGGCGCCGGCGGGGGCCUGGAUAAGAAUACAGUGCACAACCAAGAGCAUAUCAUGGAACAUCUGGAAGGUGUCAUCAAGCCAGAGGCAGAGAUGUCCCCGCAGGAACUGCAGCUCCACUAUUUCAAGAUGCACGAUUACGAUGGCAAUAAUCUGCUCGACGGCUUGGAGCUCUCCACGGCCAUCACGCACGUCCACAGGGAGGAAGAGAGCGAACACGCUCCACCGAUGAACGAAGCGGAAUUGAUCAACCUAAUCGAUGGCGUUUUGAGAGACGAUGACAAGAACAAUGACGGUUACAUCGACUACGCCGAAUUUGCAAGCUCACUGCAGUAGCCCGGCAUGGGGUGGCCUCCUAGCUUUAUGCAAACAGGACCCAAAAUAAUGUGAUUAGUGCUUUCCGUAAUGCAAAAUAACUCAUUUCCAACCACUGCUGCAGUGUUUGGGCAAAAAACCUGCAGCAACUAGUUAAACUGGGGUAAGAAAGAAAAAUCCAGAGAAAGGGGACAUGUCUCAGGACUGCAAAACCUCUCCUUGGACCAGGGCCCGAAUAAAGGUUUUUGUUGUUUUCUGUAAGAAUGGGCAAUAUCUGGAGCUGAGUACUCAGGAACUUGAAUGUGACAAUAAGAUGCCACUCGUGUCUCCGUUUUAAGUCAUGCUCCCGCACAGCAGGGCAGCAAGCUCUGUCAAGUGGACUCAUUGCAACUCUGAAGGAGUGGAGGGGCCACCACGUUUUCCCCAGUGGGGCCUGUCCCUUCUGGCUCACAUGGGCAGUGCUCUGUGAAGGUCCUUCAGCCUAAAUAACGGCUCGCUCCGGGCCAGUGGGUAAUCCUACGGCCAUUUCAGAGCCGCAGCCUAAGAAGCAUGUCAGGUGUUGAAGUUCAAGAGUCUGUGUGUAGCCUCUGGCAUUUUGGAAGUGACCACCUUAGACCUAAGCAAUGACCUCUCCCGUUUUUUCAGUACUUAAUAAAACUACCGCCACAUUCGGACACUUCCUUUGUCUUCUGUAUUCAAUGUGAGCGAGACGGGGGCUUCACGAUAGUUCUCUGCUCUAAUCAAUAGCAAAUGUUUUGGCUUUCGUAAUCCUUGUACUUAGCUCUGGUUUCUAAACUCUUGUUUUUGGCAGCUUAGAAACUGUUCGGAGCAUAAAGACUUACAGUGCAGGCCAAACAGCUGGCAGGUCUAAUCUGGCGAAGAAGUAGAAAAUCGCCCUCCAAGCACAGCGGUGGGCCCACUGUAAGAUUAGAAUUUAGAAGGAAUAGUGUUUAAAUGACCUUUUCAGCCCAAAUACGUGAAUUCUUUCAGAGCAGGAAAGAUUACGCAGAGACUCUCAGAAACGCCUGCAGUAUGACUUAGUUGUGGGAAAUGAGAGGCAGCUGACAGUGACUUAGCCUAUUGGACGUAUGGACAAGUCAUAAAAGACAUGAAGUGAUGAAUCGGUGGGGCAGACACUGCCCACCACUUGUUAUCGGAUGUAUAGAGACUUAUUUUCUUUAUUGAAAUAUUCUUCUAAGAACCUAUGUAUUUGUAAAAAUGGUUUCUUGUGUCAAGUAUUUGUGCAAUCAGAGCAGAAUUGUAAACUAUUCUUAUAAUAGCGAAUUAUUUCAAAAGAUUUGUAUAAUGUAUUCUGGACACAUGACCAAUAAAACUGGCAAACCAAA